AUGGCUUCGGUGAGGGGCGCGUCCUUGUCCAUGUCCGCGUCGGACGGGACGCUGGACACGGACAAGAUCUCUGGGAAGCCCGAGAACACCUACAUCCUGCGGCCCGUGUUCCAGCAAAGGUUCAGACCCUCUGUGGUGAAAGAAUGCAUCCAUGCUGUGCUCAAGGAGGAGCUGGCGACCGCCGAGUACUCUCCGGAGGAAACACCUUCGCUCACAAAGCGCCUGUCAGAAACGAUUAAAGAUAAGUUAAAAACCAUGGGAUUUGAUCGAUAUAAAAUGGUGGUGCAAGUAGUUAUUGGAGAACAAAGAGGUGAAGGAGUAUUCAUGGCUGCCCGCUGUUUCUGGGAUGCUGACACUGACAACUACACUCAAGAUGUUUUUAUGAAUGACAGUUUAUUCUGUGUUGCAGCAGCAUUUGGCUGUUUCUACUAUUGA
Messenger RNA from Pipistrellus nathusii (Nathusius's pipistrelle), 435 nucleotides. The record is from the annotation of a GenBank genome assembly. Lineage: Eukaryota; Metazoa; Chordata; Mammalia; Chiroptera; Vespertilionidae.